Stegostoma tigrinum is the source of this 3309-nucleotide messenger RNA. RefSeq names its product chloride channel K (gene clcnk). Lineage: Eukaryota; Metazoa; Chordata; Chondrichthyes; Orectolobiformes; Stegostomatidae. Gene Ontology annotation, cellular component: membrane. The transcript is spliced from 20 exons. Gene Ontology annotation, biological process: chloride transport; transmembrane transport. Bases 75 to 2165 code for a protein of 696 amino acids. The record is from RefSeq and is a predicted model, not a curated record. Gene Ontology annotation, molecular function: voltage-gated chloride channel activity.
CCUGGCGGCUGGGGACACUUAGCAAGGGACAGUGAGAGUGCGUGGUGAAUGGCACAGAUUUCUGGUGGUGCCUUAUGUCUGCAAUGAGUGAAGCACGGAAACAAGAGAAUGCUCCCACUCUGGGAACAGAAGAAAGGACCCUUCUACAGCCAAAGCCGCAGAGACCUUGGCCCAAAACCAGGAAGAAUGUGACAGGAUGUUUGGGAUUUGUCAAACGCCAGCUCUUCCAGAUUGGAGAUGACUGGUAUUUUCUCUUCAUUCUCGGCGUGUUGAUGGCUCUCAUUAGUUUUGCACUGGACUUCACAGUGGUCAAACUUCUCAGAGCUCAUCGGUGGCUCUUUGAACAGAUGGAAAGCAGCACUCUCCUACAAUACAUCUCUUGGACGGUGUAUCCUAUUGCAAUGACCACAUUCUCCACUGGCUUCUCUCAGUGUGUGUCACCACAGUCAGGAGGUUCAGGCAUUCCAGAACUGAAGACAAUUUUGACUGGAGUACUUUUGGAGGAGUAUCUGACAAUGAAAAAUUUUGGUGCAAAAGUGGUCGGUUUGACAUGUUCACUGGCUGCAGGAAGUACAAUAUUCUUGGGAAAAGUGGGUCCCUUUGUCCACAUCUCCACCAUGAUUGCCACUUAUUUGGGAAGAAUUCGAACCACGGUUACCAGAGAUUAUGAGAAUAAGAGCAAACGGUAUGAGAUGCUGGUGGCGGCAGCGGCAGUGGGAGUUGCAAGUUGCUUUGGUGCACCCAUCAGCGGUGUCCUGUUCAGUGUGGAGGUGAUGUCCUCUCAUUUUGCAGUGCGUAACUAUUGGCGAGGCUUCUUUGCCGCUACCUGCGGCGCAUUCAUGUUCCGGCUUCUUGCUGUGUUCAACAGUGAACAAGAAACUAUUAUUGCUCUUUUCAAGACAAAAUUCCGAGUUGACUUCCCAUUUGAUUUACCUGAAACAUUAAUCUUUAUCAUCUUGGGGAUUAUCUGUGGGAUACUGAGUUGCAUCUACCUGUGCUGUCAACGCUCGAUGGUAGCAUACAUCAGGAGAAACGCUUUCAUCCUGAAACUUGUGGCAGCAGAGAAGGCUGUGUACUCUGGACUUGUCACCUUACUAUUGGCAUCUAUCACCUUCCCUGACAGUCUGGGCCAGUUCAUGGCAUGCAGGCUCACAAUGAAGGAGCUUCUCUCUUCACUCUUCGAUCACCGGUCCUGGGCUGUGCUGUCUCAGAAUGCAACGCUCAACAUCCAGGCAAGAGUAGACCCAGACAACCUCUGGAUUGAAUGGUGCCACCCAAGCUUCACCUUUUUUGGCACGCUUCUCUUCUUCCUCUUCAUGAAGUUUUGGAUGCUGAUCCUUGCGACCACCAUACCAAUGCCAGCUGGAUACUUCAUGCCAGUUCUUAUAUACGGGGCUGUUAUCGGUCGCUUAGUGGGAGAAAUUAUGGUUAUUAUAUUUCCUAAUGGCAUCAAGUCUGAAGGAGUCCUUAACCCAAUAGUCCCUGGGGGAUAUGCCCUUGCAGGAGCAGCAGCAUUCUCAGGAGCUGUGACCCAUACACUGUCCACAGCGCUGUUGGUCUUUGAGCUAACAGGACAGUUGGCACAUUUCUUACCCGUUCUAUUGGCUGUACUUGUAGCGAAUGCCAUAGCGCAGAAAUUCCAACCUUCCUUCUACGAUGGGACCAUCAUUGUGAAGAAGCUGCCGUAUUUACCUAGAAUCCGGAGCAGUAUGCCGGGUUCUUACGAUGUGACGGUGGAGGAGUUCAUGAACACCAAUAUCACAUGCUUGAACAAAAAUUUUGGCUACACUGAUAUCCUGCGCCUAGUGACCUCGCGUUCUGAUGAUGUAUAUCCUGUUGUAGAGAAUGCAGAAUCCAUGGUGCUAGUGGGAUCAAUUCAAAGGAACGAGGUUGUCAAACUCCUUCAGGCUCACAGGGAAGAGGAAUUCCAGAAGGAUAACACACAUCAGAAAGAAGUGAGUAUAAGUAUUUGGGAAAAGUGCCACAUUGAUCCAGUAACUUUCCAGCUGUCUCCGAGCACAUCUUUACACCAGGGUCAUUGGCAAUGUGAUCAGGUCAGCUGGACGGGAAAAGUCAACUUCCAAUAUGGGCACACAAGCUUUUCGAUCUUCUUGUCCUCCAGCACAUGUUUGUUACCUCCGCAGGGAAAGUGGUUGGCUUUGUAACCAGGAAUGAGCUGAAGAAAGUGAUUGAAGAUCUAGCCAAUGACCGUAUUCCAGUCAAGCAGUAAAUCGUACAGAAGAGGAGAAUUACUUGCUAUUUUACAUACCAUCAUGGAGCCUUGAUUGGAUUCUCUUGUAGCCUGAUAUGUCCCAUCACACGCUCCUUCAGUAAUACCAGCAAACGCAUUAAAGUUUGCUUGUCCUCGGAAUGCACCUUCUACAUUCCAAAACAUUUCACAACAGCUAAAGUUCACACAUCACAUUCUUUUGAUUUCCUCUGCAUCACGAGAUUAUAUAACUAUAGUAUCAUAAAAACUUCAAAUAAAUAAACAGACGGGUUACACCAUCGGACCCCUGGUUGUAGAGAAUAUUAUAAUCGAAUUAUUAACAUUAAAUCUUCAUUGUCUUCUCAGAAAACAUUUGCUGUGUAGCAGAAGAGGCACUUUGAAAUGACUCUUCUGAAAAAUUUUUUGAGGUAUUCGAGAUCUUUUGUCUACCACGGGCCCAUUCAAUCAAGGAUGUUCCUGACUGUUUUGCUCAGUGUUGCCUAUGUUACCUCAUCAACACAGCAGCCAGAACUCCAAAGGUGUUUGUAAGUUAGUAGACAGAUUAAUCAGUUGGGCUCGUAGUGUGUCUGAAGUUGCUUAACAAAAGGGGCCUGUUUGAUUAGGCAAUAGGAAUUUGUAUAUUCAUUGUACCUUUUAACUACCAAACUUUGCUGCUUUCCCCACAUCAAUACCUUGGCCAAUCAGCGUCAAACUGCCUAGUCAGAGAAAUAAGAUUGACAGUUAACUGUUCCUGCUGUUGUGCCACAUCAAUGAUGCUCUAACCAAUCAUCACCCUCUUCUCAUGUUGUAUAAACUGGUGCUCUCUUUCUAACACUUCUACUUCCUGCAGACAUUCUAUAUGUCAAAACAAAGUGUUUGUAUGCUUACCAAUAGUGAUCAUUGCUGCAAUACACAGCGCUAGCCUCUGACCUUACUCCACUGCAAAAGUUUACAUCAUGCGUUUGGCUAUGAGUGUUUAGAUUUUGCAGUCUCACUUUUCAUAAUUUCUCAGCUGCUUUUUGAAAAUAAAUAUUUUGCGACACAAACUCUCCUCAUUCAAUGGUAUUCACUUCUGAGAUUGUUCGCUGAUAUUUCGCAGA